Molecule: messenger RNA, 1555 nt
Organism: Aureobasidium subglaciale EXF-2481
Lineage: Eukaryota; Fungi; Ascomycota; Dothideomycetes; Dothideales; Saccotheciaceae
Exons: 1
Coding region: 324-1271 (315 amino acids)
Source: RefSeq, a predicted model, not a curated record
AGCGAGUAGCGUAAUUAGCCAGCCGGAUUUGUACAUUCCUCGUCUCGGCCAUACUCGGAAAUUCCUCUCCUUGCAGCGAAGCUUUGUCAUUAGGAUUGCUUGUCCAUGACUUCAGGUCUUCCGGACUCGACACAUUCCUACACCAUGGCAACACCGGCUGGUUGCGGGUCCGACGGGCACUGGAUCCACAUCCUUACACCGGGGUAGAAGGGACGACGACAUUGGUGGUAACAUGUUUUAUCUCAGCUUGUGACGGAUCGACCAUUGAGCAAUUACAAAAUCACCAUCACUACUCUCUACGUUCAUUGAAUUACAAUCAAAACAUGGCUGGAAUACCACCAAACGGGCCCCCAAAUCCCUAUCCACGAGCCCAGCUCUCUGAGACGAACAAAGCCGGUAUCACUGAUCGUUGCUGGAACAACUUACUAAAUCAAUUUUUCCUCAAGCAUCCUCACUUCAGUCCAGGAGAGUGGGAUCCUCAAGGUAGUCCAACGAACGGGAAGCUGGAUAUGAUCUGGAAGGAGACCCUAAACGUAUGCCACGCGAUAAUAAAUCCUCAUCCAUCCAAUGUUCACGCCACAGAAUAUCGCAAGUACCUUCAGAACAUGGUCGCAAAAGCUGGACAGAUCAAUAAUGCCGUAUGUCUUGGCCUGGGCGAAUUAGCUUCUUCUGGUCGUACCGAAUCCAGAGGUGUUUUUGUCCAACAGUGCGGCAUGUUCUUCGCUCUAUGUGAGAUAAUCGAGAACCAGCAGCACAUACAGUUAGGAUCGCUACCAAAGGCAUUCCAGGAUCCAAGAUUCGGAGUCAAUGAAAGACAUGUGCUGGAAACUCUAGGCAGCCAGAAGAUCGUGUGGCCGCCAGCAGCCGAUCAGCAUAUUGGUCACCACACUUUCGUCUAUGCGCCUCGUUUACCUGCUUCAACCAUGUUUGGUACCAUCUCCAAGCCAGGCAUGAGUCCUGAGAUUUUGUUCACCGUUCCAUUAGAUAGCGACACAUCCGGCAUAGGAAUAGUGAUCGGUAAACAUUAUAUCGAAAGUGUAUACAGAACUGGCGACCCAGCCCUUGAUCCGGAGACUACUGCUAUGUACGACGAGUUGACUCGGUUCUUCAACACGCACGAAAGUGUUCGUUUCAACGGAAUAUACUUGGAUGAAGAGAUACUGAAGGAGGACAUUAGACUGAAGGUCGCAAUAGAGGACGCUUUCGAGAUCGCUACGUUCUAUGUGCGAAAGCGGCCCUUGAGCGGAAGUAUUUGGAGCACAGCAAAUUAACAAUUAGGAUAGUUGAGACUAUUGUUUAGUGAGAUUAGCAGUAUGACAGUACUGAAGGGUGCAUUGAUCAUGUUCUGUUGUCUUGCAUCAUCUAACACAGCUUCUCGCAACUAUUGACAAGGGUCACACACCUGACAACGAUUGGCGUAGAAAUGAACGUGACUUCAUGUUCUAGUUUUCGCACGAGGACAAUCAAACACGCGUCCGUCAAGUUGUAUUAAAUCUCUGGCUUUUUGACCCUUGACCAACUCCAUCGUCCUAUUUCCUGCGAUGGAGGUCUGCUC